AUAGAUGUAAUACCUUUGAUUAUAGUAUAGUACAUAUAUAAUCAAAGUGUAAUACAUAUACAGUGGUUGUGGUAAAACACACCACGAGAGGAUGUUCUUAAGACACAGCCAUAUACGUCAAAUCUAAAAAUGAGGUUAAAUGCGUCCAACUUUCACAAUAACCAAAUCACAAAAUCACAAUAAUGCUGUAAGGUAAUGCAUCUAUGCAAUGUAAGAAAAGCUUCAGAAAUGUGCGUUACUCUCUCACGAAGAUUAGAUGCUUCAGACUUGUUAACAAUGCAAAAACGAUCAUUUCUGGGUUACUCCAAAAAGAAGCAGUAUCAAGGAAGGAAGCUUGUAGGGUAUUCUCCUGAACAAAUGUAUAAUGUCGUCACCGACGUUGAGAACUACAAGUACUUUCUUCCAUUUUGUAAGAAAUCUGAUGUUCUAUCUAGAAGUUCCUCCAAUCUUAGGGCGUACUUGGAAAUUGGUUUUCCUCCAAUUGUCGAAAGUUAUGUAUCUGAAGUGACAUUGAAUAGACCUAACUACACGAAAGCAGUAUGCAGAGAUGGAAAGUUGUUUCACUAUUUAGUAACGUAUUGGAAAUUUAGUCCGGGGCUAAGAAGUAACCCAUACUCCUCGAUUGUUGAUUUUUCUGUAGAUUUUGAGUUUAGGUCUGUACUUCAUUCAAAUUUAGCACAUAUGUUCUUCGAUAAAUUAGUGCAACAAAUGGAGGGAGCGUUCCUUGUUGAAGCAAAAAGACGUUACGGCCAAGAAACAUUACCUAGCCAUGUAUUGAGUAUACCAAAAAGUUGACGCUAUAGAAAAUUUUAGUUAAUUUAUUUUGAUGUCAUAUACUAGUUUAUUUUCUCAUUUUGGAUAAUUAGCCAUAAUUACUUAAGAGAAGGAAAUGCCUAAUAAUUUAAAUAAAAUUGCUAUCUAGUUA
This is a messenger RNA of Photinus pyralis (common eastern firefly), 925 nucleotides long. RefSeq names its product coenzyme Q-binding protein COQ10 homolog B, mitochondrial. The transcript is spliced from 3 exons. NCBI's taxonomy places the organism in Eukaryota, Metazoa, Arthropoda, Insecta, Coleoptera, Lampyridae. Bases 196 to 795 code for a protein of 199 amino acids. Gene Ontology annotation, biological process: ubiquinone biosynthetic process; cellular respiration. The record is from RefSeq and is a predicted model, not a curated record. Gene Ontology annotation, molecular function: ubiquinone binding. Gene Ontology annotation, cellular component: mitochondrion.